AUGAUUCAAAGGUUACACCUCAUCUAUGGCGUCCUUCCCAACACUUUGGUAUUGUUCAUCAUCUUCUUGUGUUUAUCAUCCCUACAUGAGCUAGGGUUUAUUUCCCUUGUCGUGUGGUAUUCAAGAGGGGUUCUUUGUGCAUUCUUGAGUUUAUUAGUGGAUACCAUCACUCAGCGGGUUCCAUCAGUGCUUGAAAUUUAUAGAAGAGGUUAUGGUUCAUUCAAACUUCAAUUUGAGAAAAGUACAUGGUAUGCCAUGAUUUCUAUAGAUGCAAAAUCAAAUAGAAAAAACAUGGAGUUUACAGGAGUUGCGUGGGGUCAUCUCCGAAAAGUCUUGGAACCAAUUGUUAAAGAAUUUCAAAUCAAAAUCAUUCAUAAGGUCAAAUACAUUCAAAAUCGUUACAAUUACUCAAGUACAUUUACAUCAAAAAAACCUAAUCCUAAACCUAAACUACAUCCACCUUCAAGUUGUCCAUUGUCUCCAUAUGCUCGCUUAAACUCCAAUGAUGCUCCUCGCCAAGAUUCCUUUUUUAACAACAAUGACCAAAUCGAAGCUGUUAUUCACCAUUUUAUGAUUCAACAAUACCACACCACUGGUUCUGAUGUUGCUUCUUUGAUGGAAAUUAGGUGGCCUUCUAAUGUUAGACAUAUUGCUCAUGUUACAGAUCGUGCUCAGGCUUCUUCCCGCAACCAAAACCAAGCCCUGCAUAAAAAAAUCAGGAACCAAAUUCAGGAAACCACGAAAACAUAA
Molecule: messenger RNA, 750 nt
Organism: Vicia faba (fava bean)
Lineage: Eukaryota; Viridiplantae; Streptophyta; Magnoliopsida; Fabales; Fabaceae
Source: the annotation of a GenBank genome assembly